AUGCUAAAGAACGUCACGCAAUUAACGUUGGACCGCCUGGCCAAGGAGCCGGCGGUUCUACAGCUGAAACUUGAAGAGCUCAGCCGAGCACUGGAGGAGGCGGUGGUCGACAACUGCAGUGUUCUGCUAUCCUCGUCGCGGUGCCUGACUUACGUGGAACGCGAUGUAGCGGAUGUGGCUAGCGGGCUUUCGGGCCUUCAAAGGUCGCUGCCUCAGUUAACAAGAAGACUUCAAGUUUUCAUGAACGCCAGCGGGCGAGCGUCCAGUAACCACGCUGCUCUUCACCUGCUAUGGGUCAUGCAAGAGAUUGUCACUGAGCUUGUGAAUUUGCCAACCAUGAUAAGAAAUUGCUGCAAAACGGGGCUGUACACUGAAGCUCUUGACCUAGCCGUGUUUGCGCGCGAGGUCGAGCAAGAACGAAUGGCCUGCCACACUGCUUUGCUCCAAGAACUGGGCACUGCUGACAACUUUGCUCGGAUAGUCAAACUAUUAGGGCACCUGCGGCGAGUAGGCCUUUUUUCCGAAGCGCAUUUGCGGCUCCAGUUUAUCGAUCGUCGAGGAGCGUCUGUUUCCUCUCUAAAAGGCGCUAUCGAGACACAGUGCGCAAACGAUUGUGUCAGGGGACUGUGCUCUGCCGCAAGCUUAUUGAGUGGCGCCAUCUCGGAGGUUGCUACACAAUAUAGGCAAGUGACGACACUGGCAAUUUUUGGCGACCUCGACGCGUCAAUUGCCUUCUGGCUGCGUAUGCAAGUGGCUUGGUUUCUUCUGCUGGUGCACAACAAUCUCGCCUUGAGCCCCAGUGAACACAGAAACGAGUCAUCCGGCGGUUGCCGCCGAGAGUUGCAAGGCGUGCCUACGCAAAUGCCCAGCUUAAGGAGCAGGACGUGGUUAAAAGCCGGCACAGAGCAACGUGAUGGGCGGGUUGGACAAGAACUGCCUUUUCUUGAUGCUGCUAGCAUCUCCCUGUUGUAUCGGCAUACGCAACAUGCGUCGUGCUGUCUCCGCCGCGUGGGUGCAUAUUUCUUUCCGGCUGCGGUACCGGUCUUCGAGCAGUACUUGCAUUCUCUUCUGAAGCACAAGGGCAACGUCGCCUUAAUCCGUUUAUACCAGGUAAUCCUGUUUCAACACCUCUUUUUUCAGGACCUCAGGUGCUACAGCUGGGAUUCAUCAGCCCUGUUCCGCACUCUUCGUGAAAAUUGCGAAGAGAGGCCAGAUACGGCGGGACACCUAGUAAAAUUAUCAUCCACUUCCAACGACGAUAGUGGUACCCGCGAGCCCUUCGCGUUGCUUCGACAUCCUCCUCUAUGCACAUUCACGAAUGAGCUACUGAAAGUUCUCAACGCUGCACUAGACUUUCCUCUGUUCACUGUCGUUGCCACCUUGCCGACAAUGUUCAAACGAAUACUGUUACGAGGAGCGUACAUUCUCGAGAGUAUUCGGCGAGAUAUGAUAGGCCAGACUGCCGAUAGGCAGACAAAGGAUGAGUUUGCAUCUCUAUGCCAAACGUACGCGAACGUUCUUCUGCCGUUGCUGGCCGCGGACCUGAAAAGUAUGCUAGGCUUUGAAUUGGCUCCUGAGGUAAGCUGCUGA
Messenger RNA from Neospora caninum, 1590 nucleotides. RefSeq names its product Conserved oligomeric Golgi complex component 8,related. The record is from RefSeq and is a predicted model, not a curated record. The transcript has 10 exons. Gene Ontology annotation, biological process: intra-Golgi vesicle-mediated transport. Bases 1 to 1590 code for a protein of 529 amino acids. Lineage: Eukaryota; Apicomplexa; Conoidasida; Eucoccidiorida; Sarcocystidae. Gene Ontology annotation, cellular component: COG complex.